GUGGGCUGUUCCCGAGCGUCCGAGAGGGUGCGUGGCCAGGAGCAGAGAGACGGCUCUUUGCCCUGGGGUUCGGAGCCCCCGGCCCCCUUUCCAGGGAGCCUGAGCCAGAACUUCCCAACUCAAGUGCCUGUUCAUUCUUGCUCUGUGACUCUUCAUGGCAGAUAAGAAACUAGUAGUGGUUUUUGGAGCAACUGGUGCCCAGGGUGGUUCAGUUGCCAGGACUCUCCUGGAAGAUGGGACAUUCAAAGUUCGUGUGGUGACUCGAAAUCCUAAGCAGAAAGCCGCAGAAUACCUGAGAAAUCAAGGUGCAGAGGUGGUCCGAGGAGAUCAAGAUGAUGAGAAGAGCCUGGAGCCAGCCCUGGCAGGGGCCCAUGCAGCUUUUAUUGUGACCAACUAUUGGGAGAAUCUCAACCAGGAGCAGGAGAUUAAGCAGGGUAAACUCCUGGCUGAUCUGUCCAAACGUCUGGGCUUGAAUUAUGUGAUCUACAGUGGACUGGAGAAUGUGAAGAAACUGACAGGUGGCCAGCUGAUAGUCAGACACUUUGAUGGCAAAGGGGAGGUUGAGGAAUACUUCCGGGCCUUGGGAGUACCAAUGAUUAGUGUCCGGCUGCCUUGCUACUUUGAAAACCUUCUCACCUACUUCCUACCCCAGAAGGCUCCGGAUGGAAAGGGUUACUUGCUGAAUUUGCCCAUGGGUGACGUCCCAAUGGAUGGAAUGGCAGUGGCCGACCUGGGUCCCGUGGUGCUGAGCUUGCUGAAGUCCCCAGAAGAGUACGUGGGCCGCAACAUUGGGCUUAGCACCUGCAAGCACACGGCCACGGAGUACGCCUCCUUUCUCUCUAAAUACACUGGGAAGACUGUGCAGGAUGCCAAGACCUCACCAGAGGAUUAUGAGAAACUUGGCUUUCCUGGGGCACAGGACCUGGCCAACAUGUUCCGCUUCUACACGAUGAAUCCAGACCGAGAUGUGGAGCUGACCCUGAAACUCAACCCCAAGGCCAGAACUCUGGAACAGUGGUUAGACCAGCACAAAGAUGCUUUUGCAGACCUAUGACAGGUCUGCUGCUAUCUUCCUCCCAUUGCCAACAUGAUCCAAUAAUCCAGUAUCUUAGCAUAUAGCUCCUGCUAGCUUGCUUUGUUUUGUUAAUUGUUUUAAGGCCAUUGUACUUAACUUGUAGUUUCUAAAAUAAAAUGCUUUGUUUCUA
Molecule: messenger RNA, 1205 nt
Organism: Antechinus flavipes (yellow-footed antechinus)
Lineage: Eukaryota; Metazoa; Chordata; Mammalia; Dasyuromorphia; Dasyuridae
Gene: NMRAL1
Product: NmrA like redox sensor 1
Exons: 6
Coding region: 155-1054 (299 amino acids)
Source: RefSeq, a predicted model, not a curated record